AUGAGGAAUCGUAUACAUACAGUAAUGAUAGAAGAAGGAUUAUAUCAACAGCCCUUUCAUAUUCACGAAAAGAGUCGCAUGCAAGGCGAAGAAAGAAUCGACGCACUCAUGAGAUCUGAGAGGAAAAUAGCGGAUGCCCUGCAGCCCCGUCAGAGAAUUUUACCUUGGCUGACAUUAAACGAGAUGUUCAUGGCCGAAUUUUUGGCAUCAAGGCUGAUCAUGUUGACGAUUCAAGCAGAUGAAGAGAAGAGAUUCAUGAUCCAUUCCUCGGAUAUCUGUGUCUGCAUAGGCUCAAGCUCUCGGUCCUGAUUUAAGAGAAUGAAUUUGCAGACCGCCGAAACCGUUCAAACUCUUGUGGCCAUAGCAACUGGCAGCCAAUUGGACGAGAAAGAAACUCACAAAGUGUUGCACAAGUAUCACAGUAAUCUUCUGUUUCCACCAGACAAUUUAAAAAUGGCAUAUAUGAUAUAUGAAAUGAUUCGAAGUCCACUCUGGCCAAAACUUAUUUCGGACAAGCGAAUGUGUUGCAAAAUCAAAAUCAAAUCGACAGGCUUUGAUGCUGGCCUUGUUCUAGAUGGCAACAUGUUUUUACCUUUCAAUGAUGGCAGCACCGCGUCCUUCGAGAUCCAACCCGAAUAUUCAUUAAAAAAUAUUAUUUUGCAAUAA
Messenger RNA from Atta colombica, 666 nucleotides. RefSeq lists its product as uncharacterized. NCBI's taxonomy places the organism in Eukaryota, Metazoa, Arthropoda, Insecta, Hymenoptera, Formicidae. Gene Ontology annotation, cellular component: mitochondrion. The transcript has 4 exons. The record is from RefSeq and is a predicted model, not a curated record. Gene Ontology annotation, molecular function: NAD+ kinase activity. Gene Ontology annotation, biological process: NAD+ metabolic process.